AUGACAAAAGAGCAAGUACACGAGGCAAAAGAUUUGAGACAUUUGUUGUCGGCCGAAGCCAAAUCAAGACAAAACUCACCAUUAAAGGAUGCUUUCAAAUACUAUAAAUUACCAGGGAUGACUUUCUUGGGAGGAGGAUUGCCCUUGUCUGACUAUUUUCCAUUUAAUAAAGUGACCGCCGAUAUCCCAACACCUUCAUUUACACGUGGUAUUGGUGCACCAUUGACUGAGGAUAAUAAAGCAACAAUUGAGGUGUACAAGAAAGCCGACGAAAAUGGCGAGAACCAAGUGGAGUUGGCAAGAUCAUUGCAAUAUGGUUAUACUGAAGGUAUGCCAGAGAUUGUCAAGUUUUUGAAAGAGCACACUGAAAUGAUUCACAAUGUGCCAUACAAAGACUGGGACUUGAUAGUUACAGUUGGUAAUACUGAGUCAUGGGACUCUACAUUGAGAACUUUUUGCUCUAGAGGUGACACCAUUUUGGUUGAAGAGUUUUCCUUCUCAUCUGCUUUGGAAACUGCCAAUGGACAAGGCAUCAACACUGUACCGGUUACAAUGGAUGAAUAUGGUAUCAUUCCAAGCGCAUUGGAAAACUUGAUGGCCCAUUGGAUUGGCAACAAACCCAAAUUAUUGUACACUAUCUCAACGGGUCAAAACCCAACAGGCUCUUGUUUGAGUGCAGAGAGAAGAAGGGAAAUUUACAAGAUUGCAUGCAAGUACGACUUUAUCAUUGUUGAAGACGAGCCAUACUAUUUCUUGCAAAUGGAAACUUACACGAGUGACAAGUCCAAGAGAGAGGGCAAACACGUUCAUGGUCACGAGGAAUUUAUCAAGGCUUUGGUUCCUUCUUUUAUCUCUAUGGAUACCGAGGGUAGGGUUAUUAGAUUAGACUCCUUCUCAAAAGUCCUCGCACCUGGUUUGAGAUUCGGAUGGAUUGUGGGUCAAGCCAACUUACUCGAAAGAUUCCUCAGGUUGCAUGAAGUCUCAAUUCAAUGUCCAUCUGGUUUUACCCUGAGUCUUACCAAUGGAUUAUUGCAAAACUGGGGACAAUCUGGUUAUUUGGACUGGUUGAUUGGUUUGCGGGCCGAAUACACCCACAAGCGUGACGUUGCAAUUGAUGCGAUUGCCGAAAACUUGCCAAAAGAUAUCACAUCCUACGUGCCACCAGUUGCAGGUAUGUUCUUUACCAUUACACUCGAUGUCUCUAAACACCCCAAAUUCAAAGAGUUGGGCCUGGAUGCACGCAAGAUUGAGACAUUGAUUUACGAGCAAAGUAUCAAACAAGGUACAUUGAUGAUUCCAGGAUCAUGGUUCAAGAGUGAAGGUCAAUCCACUCCUCCACAAAAGAACUUGCCUCAUAACCCAUCACACGACACUCAUGUGUUCUUUAGAGGAACAUACGCUGCCGUUCCUCUUGACCAAUUAGUUUUUGGUAUACAAAAGUUUGGUAAGGCUGUUAAAAUCGAAUUUGGCCUCGAAUAA
This is a messenger RNA of Lodderomyces elongisporus, 1479 nucleotides long. RefSeq names its product bifunctional 2-aminoadipate transaminase/aromatic-amino-acid:2-oxoglutarate transaminase (gene ARO8). The record is from RefSeq and is a predicted model, not a curated record. The transcript has a single exon. Bases 1 to 1479 code for a protein of 492 amino acids. NCBI's taxonomy places the organism in Eukaryota, Fungi, Ascomycota, Pichiomycetes, Serinales, Debaryomycetaceae. Gene Ontology annotation, biological process: L-tyrosine biosynthetic process; aromatic amino acid catabolic process. Gene Ontology annotation, molecular function: aromatic-amino-acid:2-oxoglutarate transaminase activity; pyridoxal phosphate binding; L-2-aminoadipate:2-oxoglutarate transaminase activity.